AGAGCAUGUCCAUAGACUGCAUUUGGAAAUCAAAUUAGUGAAGCUCGUUAUUUGGUGUCGGAAUGUUCGGCAAAUUAGUGCGUGUUGUGUUGGUCAUUGUGGCCUGGGUAUACAUCACGUUUGCUAUUGGUGACAUUCCGCAAACGACCUCCACGGUGUUCACCUUCAUCAGUACACCUGUUUCUUGGAAUGACGCCGCGACCGUCUGUGAAGCUAAUGGCGGGAAACUCGCAAAUGUGGAAAGCGAGGUAAAAGAAGCGUCUAUGGUCAGCGCAGUUAAACAUUUGGUCAGUCGAAAUCUUCUCGGUUCCAGCCAUUUGUGGAUAGGACUCCACCAGGAUGGUAACACCAGUGAUUACGUGUGGAGCGACUGUUCCAAUAUCACGGGAUGGCAAUCAUGGAACGAGACCUUGGACAAAGACACGACUGACCACUCCUGUGUUUCUCUGGAUGCUGAUGUACGCUGGCAUCCAUCCAACUGUUCUAAACGGCUGCCAGCUUUAUGUGAAUCGUAUCGACCAUGUGGAUGUGAGAUGGGUGAGGAGCCGAGCCGAUGUGUUGACUUUAGUAAGACCCAGAGCACCUUGGUGACUACCACGAGUCUUGGCAAGUGUCAGACCAAGUGUAUGUAUCACGUGACCGGGGACGAAGAAUGCUGGGCCGUCACAUUUUACCAACAAAAUGGCUCGUGCUACCUCCACGAGCGCAUGUCGUACGCGAGUACAUGUAUGCCGGAACUGUUAUUCUACACAAAGAACUGCUUUACGUUAACGUUCCCUGGUGCCGAAUUUGUGAAUCCAGUAUCUGUUCCUGACGCCUCCUCUUUGCCCAAGAACAAAUGUUCACGAGACGCGAGCUUUGACGUCACGUCUGCCCCCUGUCUAUACGGCUACGAUACUUCAACCGCACCGGGUUUGAGUGUUACUGUGAAGACCACGCACGUGUUGACCUCUACCGCUACUCCAUCACCGGAACACUGUGUGUGUUACAAAGAACAGAACACUACACUGGAGGAACGUCUCGAGUGGCUCAAAGCGGAGACCCGGGUGGACAAGCGUACCACGUCCCAACACAAGCGACGGAAGAGCAGCGCCACCGACUACAGACUCAGUGCCCGUGGCAUUGGGGCCGCCGGCCUCGUCAUUCUCAUUAUUGUCAUCGGUGGAAUCGUCCUUCUUGACUUCGGCAGGCUCCGACUUGACUUCAGUAGGGGCAGUAAAAACGUAGCUUUCUGUGUGUCGAAAACCAAGCGCUACAUCGAGUCUCGACAGAAGGAGUCAGUACCACAAUAAGAGACGUCUCUUUGACACUGGCCCCAGUUUCAUCACGUUCAUUUACUAUUUUGUAGCAAAAUAUAAUUCGAGUUAAGGUUAUGAAUUCAUUUUUCUAAACUUAUUUUUAUUUUUAAAGUAAGGAACGUUCUUUUAACUCGGGUCCAGCGACGAUAUUGACGGAACAUCACUUUCAAAUGUCUGAGCUACUUGAUGCAAAGCUGUUCACUCUGUCAUUUGAAGUAAACUGCCAAGCGUGAUAUUGAUAAUAAAAUGGCGUCAUAACUAAA
Messenger RNA from Mizuhopecten yessoensis (Yesso scallop), 1561 nucleotides. RefSeq lists its product as uncharacterized. The record is from RefSeq and is a predicted model, not a curated record. NCBI's taxonomy places the organism in Eukaryota, Metazoa, Mollusca, Bivalvia, Pectinida, Pectinidae. The transcript is spliced from 5 exons. The coding region runs from base 63 to 1292 and encodes 409 amino acids.